ACUCCAGUCUGCUGGAGCACAGCACUGCUCGCUUUCUUGAGAGGAGAGAGGCAGAGAACCACAAGCCUUCUCCUCCUCCUCCAUCCGUGUGAGACUGGUACAGCACAGCACGCGUGUUGGCUGGUGGACGCAGCAGCAGUGUUAGCAUUAGCAGGAGAUCUGUGCUCAAGCUUCCAAAAUGCUCAACAACCUCACCGAAUGCGAAGAGGGCGAUGGGGGACCCAACAGUCAGGGAGAUGCGACAUCCAAAGAGAGCAGCCCCUUUAUCAACAGCAGCACCAGUGACGUAGAGAAAAGCCAGCAGUAUGAUGGGAAAAACAUGGCCCUGUUUGAGGAGGAGAUGGACACCAGUCCAAUGGUAUCUUCUCUGCUGAGCAGCCUCGCCAACUACUCCAACCUGACGCAGGGCAGUAAAGAGCAUGAGGAGGCAGAAAACAACGAGGAGGCGCGCAAGAAAACUGUGCAGGCUCCACGUAUGGGCACCAUCAUGGGCGUUUACCUGCCAUGUCUGCAGAACAUCCUGGGGGUGAUCCUGUUCCUCAGGAUGACCUGGUUGGUGGGCGCUGGAGGCGUCUUGGGAACCUUCACCAUUGUCUUCAUGUGUUGCUCCACGACUAUGCUGACUGCUAUCUCAAUGAGUGCUAUUGCCACCAAUGGGGUUGUGCCAGCUGGAGGUUCAUACUACAUGAUCUCUCGUUCACUGGGGCCAGAGUUUGGAGGGGCCGUUGGUAUAUGUUUCUAUCUGGGCACCACUUUUGCAGGAGCCAUGUACAUCCUGGGCUGCAUCGAAAUCCUUUUAAUCUACAUCGUGCCAGCAGCUGCCAUAUUCAAGAUGGAGGGUCUGGAGGGAGCAGAGGCUGAGGCAGCACUGUUGAAUAACAUGCGUGUGUUCGGUACCAUCGUGCUCUCCUUCAUGGCUUUAGUCGUCUUUGUCGGCGUGAAGUAUGUCAACAAGUUGGCCCUUGUGUUCCUCGCCUGCGUCAUUCUCUCCAUUCUCGCUGUCUACGCUGGCGUCAUCAAGACUUCUUUUGACCCACCUGACUUUCCGGUGUGUGUGCUUGGGAACCGAACUCUUGUGUCAAAGGGAUUUGACAUUUGUGCCAAGACCAUUGAGAGAGGCAAUGCCACAGUCACCACCAAGCUUUGGAGAGCCUUCUGUGACUCGGAGUUCCUGAACGCCACCUGCGAUGAAUACUUCACCAACAACAACAUCAGUCAGAUCCAGGGAAUCCCUGGAAUCACCAGUGGCAUCCUGGCAGAAAACCUCUUCAGUACCUUUAUGGAGAAAAAUUCAAUGUUAGAGAAGCGAGGUAUACCAGCAGUACUCGACCCUGAGGCCCCAGAAACCAACACUAACCGAUACGUCCUGGCUGAUAUCACCAGCUUCUUCACCCUGCUGGUUGGCAUCUACUUCCCCUCUGUCACAGGUAUCAUGGCUGGUUCGAACCGUUCUGGUGACCUGCAGGAUGCUCAGAAGUCCAUCCCAAUUGGAACCAUCAUGGCCAUCACAACCACCUCCAUCAUCUACAUGUCUAGUGUGAUUCUGUUUGGAGCCUGUGUGGACGGAGUCGUUUUGAGGGACAAAUUUGGGGAAGGUGUCAACGGUAACUUGGUUAUUGGCACCCUGGCAUGGCCCUCGCCCUGGGUCAUUGUGUUCGGCUCUUUCUUCUCCACCUGUGGGGCAGGGCUUCAGAGUUUGACAGGAGCGCCCCGUCUCCUUCAGGCUAUCGCCCGAGACGGCAUCAUUCCUUUCCUCAGGGCGUUUGGUCAUGGCAAAGCUAAUGGUGAACCUACAUGGGCUCUCCUCCUGACGGCCUGCAUCUGUGAGAUUGGCAUCCUCAUCGCCUCGCUGGAUGCAGUCGCUCCCAUUCUGUCCAUGUUCUUCCUGAUGUGCUACAUGUUUGUAAAUCUGGCCUGUGCGCUGCAGACGCUCCUCAGGACCCCGAACUGGAGGCCGCGCUUUAAAUUCUACCACUGGGCUCUGUCACUGUUGGGCAUGAGCUUGUGUCUUACCCUGAUGUUCCUCUGCUCCUGGUACUACGCCAUUGUUGCCAUGGUAAUCGCCAGCUGCAUCUACAAAUACAUCGAAUUCUGCGGGGCAGAGAAAGAGUGGGGCGAUGGGAUUCGUGGCAUUUCUCUGAGUGCCGCCCGCUAUGCUCUGAUGAGGCUGGAGGAAGGUCCUCCUCACACUAAAAACUGGAGGCCCCAGAUUCUGGUGCUCAUGAGUCUGGAUGUGGAGCAGAACGUAGAGCAGCCUCGACUGCUGUCGCUGACCAGUCAGCUGAAAGCGGGCAAAGGCUUGACCAUCGUGGGAGCGUGUGUGGAGGGCACCUACUUAAACAACCAACCACAGGCGCAGAAAGGAGACCAAUCCCUAAGGAAGCUGAUGGAGGUCGAGAAGGUGAAGGGAUUCAGUCAGGUUGUGAUCUCUUCUAACCUGCGGGACGCCACCUCACACCUGAUCCAGGCUGGAGGUCUAGGCGGCCUCCAUCACAACACAGUUCUGGUCAGCUUCCCUAGGAACUGGAAACAGGCUGAGGAGCACCACCGCUGCAGGAACUUCAUUGAGGUUGUUAGGGAGACCACUGCCUCUCACUUGGCCUUGCUGGUGCCAAAGAACAUCUCUGCAUAUCCAUCAAACGGAGAGCGCUUCACUGAAGGCCACAUCGACGUGUGGUGGAUUGUCCAUGAUGGAGGCAUGCUCAUGCUCCUUCCCUUCCUUCUGCGCCACCACAAGGUGUGGAGGAAGUGCAAGAUGCGUAUCUUCACUGUGGCUCAGAUGGACGACAACAGCAUUCAGAUGAAGAAAGACCUGAUGACGUUCCUCUAUCAUCUGCGAUUUGAUGCUGAGGUGGAGGUGGUUGAAAUGCAUGAAAGCGACAUCUCGGCCUACACCUACGAAAAGACCCUGGUGAUGGAGCAGCGGUCGCAGAUCCUCAAGGAGAUGCACCUGACCAAGAACGAGCGUGAGAGAGAGAUUCAGAGCAUCACAGACGUGUCCCGUGGCUCUAUACGGCGAAAGAACCCUUCAAACCUGCACCCCCAGAGGAGUAUCGCCGAGGAGUCUGUGGGAGGAAGUGGUGAAGAGAAAUCUGAGGAGGAGUCUGUCCGUCUCUCCCGUCCUCGACAGGUUCAGCUCAUUCAGGGAAAAAAUGCCACCCCCACCCCAACUAGCCCCACCUCCCCUACCGCUCCCACGCCAGCGGCCAUGAGCCCCGGAGAGGAGGUGCAGAUGACCUGGACGGACGAUACGGAGAAGACCAAUAACCCAGCAGUGGCCAACCCUGAAAGCAUAAAGGAUAUGUUCAACAUGAAACCGGAAUGGGAGAACCUGAACCACUCCAAUGUCAGACGCAUGCACCACGCACAGAAACUCAACGAGGUCAUUGUGAAGAAGUCCCAGGAAGCUAAACUAGUCCUGCUAAACAUGCCUGGACCUCCUAAGAACCGCACUGGAGAAGAGAACUACAUGGAGUUCCUCGAGGUCUUGACUGAGGGUCUCAACAGGGUCCUCCUCGUGCGUGGAGGUGGACGUGAGGUCAUCACUAUCUACUCUUGAGGGGCUCAGCUCAACCACCAAAUAUUCCUCACCCCUCGUCCCCCACUGCAUAGACGGAAGGUCCCAGUGACCCCAACCUACACCAUGAGCAAUAACGCCCCAGCACAUAUCAGAUGACUUUGCACUACAUAGUCUAAAAAGACACCAGCUUAGUAGAUGCCACUUCUUCCACAUGAUUAAGUUCUAUCCCUCUAUCUAUCUCUCAAUCUUCCUCUUAUUGGCUCAGUUCUCACCUCAUAAACUCAACAGCUUAUGUCACACACAGAUCAGUAAAUGAUUGAGUUGGUCUUUUCUGACUAAUUUCCAAAAGCCCAUGUUCUCCAGUGGCACCUGACCAAAUACUCUGAUCCAACUUCUCUUUAUUUAAUAUUAUAUAUCAUAACAAUACUUUUAAGGGACAGUCACACUGGAUUUUAAACAUGCAAAACCACUGUAUUUUUGGUGGGCACUUCAAAACAGUCCAUUUUAAAUGUCAAAAUGUGGCAUUUGUUCUGAUUCAUCCAGCUUUCUUUAAAAGUUUGUUUUUAUCUAAACUUGUAUUAUGCUGUCUUUCAAAAGUUGGGGGUUAGUAAGAUUUUAACAUGUUUUUGAAAGUUUAUU
Molecule: messenger RNA, 4159 nt
Organism: Sinocyclocheilus anshuiensis
Lineage: Eukaryota; Metazoa; Chordata; Actinopteri; Cypriniformes; Cyprinidae
Product: solute carrier family 12 member 5-like
Exons: 27
Coding region: 179-3559 (1126 amino acids)
Biological process (GO): cell volume homeostasis; potassium ion homeostasis; chloride ion homeostasis
Cellular component (GO): plasma membrane
Molecular function (GO): potassium:chloride symporter activity
Source: RefSeq, a predicted model, not a curated record